GGGAUUGUGGAACCCACCUAUUCGGUCAUCAUACAAGAAGUGACCGGACCGCUCUACUUCAAUUCGCGUCUCGAACUGGAAUGUGCACCGAGCCCACCGAAUCCCGCGGCACGUAUCAACUGGCUCGGUCCGGAUGGUGUUGUGGUCUCGGACUCGAGCAAUCUCAGUGUGGAGUUGACUGCUGCCGGAUCGGUAACCGAUGCGCCCGGACCAAGUGGUCGAUACACGAUCGCCAUCAUCCAAACCCCGUUGACAUUCCGCUAUAGUGAUGCAGUUCGGUUGCGCUGCGUAGUCCAACCGGAUCCACCGCAUGUCCAGUUCGAGUGGCAAAAAGAUGGUCAGAUUAUCGGUCGAACGAGUGAACUGUACAUACCCAGUUUCACUCCGUACGAUGUGGGUCGUUAUCAGUGUGUGGCUCGUAUUGAAGGCUAUACGGAUAUCUCGUCUAAUACCACCGUACUACCUGGUCCGGAUGAAUCCGGCCCGGUUGAACUUAUUAUGCGACCCGGUGUUAUUUAUCUACCGGCGUUUUCACCGCUACAAAUUGAGUGCAUUUCCCAACGACCGAAUUUGCAACCGGUCGCCCGUUUUGCAAACGGAAUGCCCGUGGAAUCGGACAAUCGGUUCCGAGUGAAUCGACCGGACAGUCAGCGUUUGGUUAUCACCGCUCCCGGUGGCUUAUCCAAUGUGUACAACGGACAUCGAAUUCAAUGUGUGCUUCCCGGGGUUGGAGACAAAGAGACAACCUUGUACAUUAUUGAUCGCUGUGUCUCGUCCGAAUCCCAGUGUCGUAAUCGUGAGUGCGUACCAACGUCAAAACUGUGCGACGGUCGACCAGAUUGUAGUGAUCGGUCCGAUGAAGGUGAAGAUUUUUGCAAUGCGGGAGUGACUGUGAGUCCGACUCGAAUAGUGGUUCGUCCGGGAGAAGCCUUCCGAUUGCAAUGCCAAUCUCUAAUCCGGGGACAGAUGCCCUACGCACGGUUCGUCUACUCGGGAGCAAAUGUUGAGCAGGACCCUCGAUUUCGCACGGAGAGGCCGACACGGGAAUUACUGGUUAUUCACGCUCCUCGAGGUUUAGAUCUGUCGGACAAUAAUACACGGAUCGAUUGCAUUCCAACCAGUGGAUUUUGUGAUGGUAUUCGACAGUGUCCGGAUGGUUCCGAUGAAAUGGGCUGUGCAAAUUUGACCUGCCAUGCGCCUAAAAUCGCAUGCCCGUCCGGCGAGUGUAUCGAUCCAUCCAGACGAUGUGACGGUCGGCAGGACUGUCGUGAUGGAUUUGAUGAACGGGGCUGUCCUUCACGUUGUCCAAGUCCGAAAUUCGAGUGCGGUAGUGGAGAAUGUCUAACCCCCGGUCAACGAUGUGAUGGACGUCGCGAUUGUGCAGACGGAUCGGAUGAAAUCAAUUGUCGUGUUCCCUGUCUCCCUCCGAACAUGUAUUGUUCUUCUGGCGAGUGUAUUGGGCCGCAUGCGAAAUGUGACGGGCGUGUUGACUGUGCCGACGGUAGUGAUGAGAGGGACUGCGCAACUGGACCGAGCUUCCGGCCUACAGAACCCAGGGUUCGUCCAUACGGCACUUUGGAAAUCGAGUGUGUCUCGGGGAAACCGGGAGUACGACCACAGGUUACGCUAUCCAAUGGCAGUCUGGUCGAACAGCUGCAUCGGUUCAUUGUCAGUUAUCCGUCCGCGGAACGAAUUGUCGUCCAAUUGCAUGAUGUGACCGAGAGAGAUCGCGGUCUUGUGUUCAGAUGUUCCUACCCAACCGGGGAAACAACGGAGGCUCGCGUGAUCGUUGACUCACCUUGUGGUUCAUCGGAAAUGAUGUGCCGAAAUGGGAUGUGUAUACCGUACUAUCAUUUCUGCAACGGUGCCCCAGACUGCCCGGAUGGAUCAGACGAACAGGCACCACAUUGUGCCGAUACCCAGUGUCACAUGAACCAAUACAAAUGUGCUUCCGGUGAGUGCAUUGAUAUUAGCCGUCGAUGCGAUGGACGACAAGACUGCUACGACGGAUCAGAUGAAGUUGGAUGUUCGUCCCGACCCUCCAUACGACCUGAGCGCCCGAUCGUUCGUCCAUAUGGGUCCUUGGAAAUCGAGUGUCGUUCAUACGAACCCGGUAUACGUCCGGAAUUACGAUUGAGCAAUGGGAGUUCAUUGGAAUUGUUGCCUCGAUUUACAGUCUCACGACCGCAGCAUGAAGUUAUCAUUGCCGUGGUUAAGGACCUGACAGAACGCGAUCGGAAUAUGGUUGUACAGUGUAUUUAUCCGACGGGAGAAAUGUCCCAGGCGGAAAUUGUCAUUGAAUCGCCAUGUGGUCCCUCAGAAUGGAUGUGCCGUGACGGGUCGUGUCUUCCACAGUCGUAUUUCUGCAACGGACGAGCGGAAUGUCGAGACGGAUCAGACGAGCAGUGGCCACAUUGCGAAACAACUAGUCGGUGUCAGUCAUACGAAUUUGUAUGCGGCUCAUCCGAGUGUAUCGACUCUCGUCGUCGUUGUGAUGGUCACCGGGAUUGCUAUGACGGAUCGGAUGAAGUGGGAUGUGUGGAAAUCGAGUGCCGAUCAAAUCAGCCAAACAUUCGACCGGAAUUGCGUCUGCCAAACGGGACUGCGGUGGAAUAUCUGCCCCGUUUCGAGGUGAUUCGACCGCAAAACGAGGUGGUAAUUGCCCGGAUCAGUGACCUGACCGAAAGGGAUCGAAAUAUGGUCUUUCAAUGCGUUUAUCCGACCGGGGAAAUGUCCCAGACUGAGAUCAUAAUUGAGUCACCUUGCGGGCCCUCGGAGUGGAUGUGUCGUGACGGGACGUGCCUGCCCCAGGCAUACUUUUGCAAUGGUCGUCCCGAUUGUCGCGAUGGCUCGGACGAGCAACCCCCACACUGCGCUGAAGUUGUGCGUCCAACUAUUCGACCGGAGCGUCCCAUCGUACGACCAUAUGGAUCGUUAGAAAUCGAGUGUCGAUCCAAUCAGCCGCAUAUCCGGCCGGAUAUGCGACUGUCUAACGGAACUUCAGUUGAAUUGUUGCCGCGGUUCGAGGUGACUCGGCCCCGAAACGAUGUUAUUGUUGCUCGCCUCCGGGACAUAACUGAACGCGAUCGAUACAUGGUCAUCCAAUGCGUCUAUCCGACCGGAGAAAGUUCUGAAACGGAAAUUGUGAUCGACUCACCAUGUGGCCCGGCCGAUUGGAUGUGCCGUAACGGACAGUGUAUUCCGCAAUCAUAUUUCUGCAACGGUAGACCGGAUUGUUCGGACGGCUCUGACGAGCAACCGCCACAUUGCUAUGAUAUUCCCGUGGAUACACGAUGUGGACCGCACGAAUUCCGUUGCGCAACUGGAGAAUGCAUUGACAUUCGGCUCCGAUGUGACAGGCAAAGGAACUGUGAUGACGGUUCGGAUGAGGAAGGCUGUGAAACGCGUUGUGAAUCGUACGAGUUUCGGUGCACAUCUGGCGAAUGUAUUGAUGCGAGACAACGCUGUGACCGACGACGUGAUUGCCACGACGGGUCGGACGAAGACGGAUGUGAAACGCGUUGUGAAUCACACGAGUUCCGUUGCACAUCAGGCGAGUGUAUCGAUUCCCGACGUCGUUGCGACAGACAACGCGACUGUUAUGAUGGUUCGGAUGAGGAAGGUUGUGAAACUCGAUGUGAGCCCCAUGAGUUCCGCUGCACCUCUGGCGAGUGUAUCGAUUCCCGACGUCGUUGCGACAAACAACGCGAUUGUUAUGAUGGUUCCGAUGAAGAGGGUUGCGGGGAAUCUUCUCAAACCAUCAUCAUCAUCGAUUCACCGUGUGGACCGCAUGAAGUCAUGUGCCGAGAUGGAUCCUGCGUCCCAGUCACCGCAAUCUGUGAUGGUCGUCCAGACUGUCCAGACGGAUCAGAUGAACAGCCACCACGAUGCUAUGUCAUUGCGAGUGUGGAAAUGCGGCCCACCGUGAUUCGAACCUCUCCGUACGAACCGUUCACAUUAGAGUGUAUUUCACACAAUCAGGCCAUACGACCGUAUGCCCGAUUCUCCGAUGGACGUGCGGUAGAGGACGAUAACAGAUUCCGACUGAACUAUCUGACCUCAAAUCAUUUGGAGAUUCGCGCCCUCUACGGCCUGACCGAACGCGACGAUUUGUCAAUCAUGUACGUGCAAUCGUGCUCGGUAGAGUCGUUUGUUGGUUUGGCUGGUUGGGAUUAUUUGAUUGCGUUCUUUUCAGUUGAUCUUAGAGUGGCUACUGGAGAUGACGUUCGCCACGGGUUACUUCAUUCGGAAAAAUAG
Echinostoma caproni is the source of this 4257-nucleotide messenger RNA. The record is from the annotation of a GenBank genome assembly. NCBI's taxonomy places the organism in Eukaryota, Metazoa, Platyhelminthes, Trematoda, Plagiorchiida, Echinostomatidae.